This is a messenger RNA of Micropterus dolomieu (smallmouth bass), 1002 nucleotides long. It is a transcript of the gene masp2, whose product is annotated as MBL associated serine protease 2. The record is from RefSeq and is a predicted model, not a curated record. Gene Ontology annotation, molecular function: calcium ion binding; serine-type endopeptidase activity. Lineage: Eukaryota; Metazoa; Chordata; Actinopteri; Centrarchiformes; Centrarchidae. Bases 1 to 912 code for a protein of 303 amino acids. The transcript is spliced from 6 exons.
AUGACCAGUGGGUGCUGUGUUUUUGUCCUAUUUUUCCUCUUCCAUGUCUCGCUGAGUGUGGAAAUGACAGGGUUGUAUGGCAGCUUCACAUCCCCCAACUUCCCCCAGCCAUACCCUGACAACCAGCGCAUAGUGUGGAACAUCACUGUCCCAGAUGGCCACAGGGUCAAACUCUACUUCAGCCACUUUAGUAUGGAACCCUCAAACGAGUGUGAAUAUGACUACAUUCAGGUUUUGGCAGAGGGGAAUGAAACCUUGCGGUUCUGCGGUGAGGAAGAGAAGAACUAUGAAAGCACCCCGAGGAACACCGUCAUCCUGUCAGCCGGGAACCUCAUGUCAGUGGUCUUUAGGAGUGACUACUCUAACGAGGGCCGAUUCACCGGCUUCCAAGCAUUUUACACCUCAGAAGACAUCGAUGAGUGUCUGUCCAAGAUAGAUGGGGAGAGAGUGUGUGAUCAUUUUUGCCACAAUUACAUCGGUGGAUAUUAUUGCACGUGCAGACAGGGAUACCUUCUCCAUGACAACAAAAGAUCCUGCACAGUGCCAUGCCACAGUCAGGUGUUGACCUCGCUGUCUGGGGUUCUGACCAGUCCGGGCUACCCGAGUCCCUACCCACCCAUGAGUCAGUGUGACCACACCAUCCGUCUGCCAGAGGGCUUCAGAAUAAUCCUAAACUUCCCGGAACCCUUUGAUGUAGAAGGACACCAAGAUGUCCCCUGUCCAUACGAUAUGUUGAAGAUUUCUACCGCUGGACAACAGUAUGGACCCUUCUGUGGAUCAAUGCCACCAGCUCGCAUUGACACAGGAAGUUACCAAGUACAUGUUGCAUUCAGAUCCGACGCUAGUGGGAAAAACAAGGGAUGGAUGAUAAAGUACACCAGUACCAAGGCUGAAUCCCUUACUUUAACUUAAGACGGAUUGCUUGUUGACUUGAACAUUGUAUGUGUAGUUAGGCUGUAUGCUAUCUCAAUAUUUUACACAGUGACUUUUACAUUGUGGCAA